AUGUCUGGCUUGGAUGCAAUCAUUAAUCGCAAAGCUCCUAGUCCAUGGGAGCUGUUCAAGACCAACCCUAGCCUUUAUCAGGCCUCAAGGCUAUAUAAUACUCUCAGCCAACAACUGCCACGUCCUUUGUCUUCUCCCGUCCGCACCAUAUGCAUGUCAGACACUCACAACGCCGACAUAUCUGCCCUGAUACCACCCGGUGAUAUCCUUAUUCACGCAGGUGAUCUUACUCAUUCUGGCACUCCCCAUGAGCUCCAGGUCACCUUUGACUGGCUAGUCUCCCUUCCACACGAACACAAAAUCGUCAUAGCCGAUCGUGGCAUAAUCUAUCUGGAGGACGAGGCUCACACUAUUCAAGUGCGCGGUCGCGCAUUCAAAAUCUUUGGCAGCCCGUUCACUCCACAGCACGGCAAUGGCGCCUUCCAAUACCCAUAUAUUCUCAUCACUCAUGGCCCUCCUCACAGUUAUCUCGAUCUCUCUGGACUUGGUUGCAGAGCCCUGCUUGCACGUAUACGGGAGCUCUGUAGGACACACCCGCCGGUGCUUCAUGUGUUCGGACACAUUCAUGGCGGUCGUGGAAUCGAGAAUAUGCCCUGGAACUCUGCUCAGUCAAUAUGGGAGGACAUCAUGCUCAAAAAAAGGGAUUGGUUUCGCACUAUGUAUUUGCUAUGGGCGAUGCUUUGGGGUGGCCGGGAUAAUAGUACAAGGACAGUUGCUGUCAAUGCAUCUGUUGUGGGAGGUCCGCGAGACCGCGAUAUCCGGCCUCCUGUCGUCAUUGAUAUAUAAGAAAUCUCGCGCAAACUCACCGACUAGUAACGUAUUCACACCGCUAGCUCUCGACCCACUUACAAGUUUAGGUCAACACGUCGUGCCCAUAUCCUUGUACUAUCAUGCACUUGUACUACAGGAAAGUGUGUGCUUGUCGCUAAACUGGCAGGUACGACCACGUACGCAAGAACAUGUGAGUAUCUUCUUACAAACCCAUAUCACACAAUCUGUUUUUUCUUUGCAAUUAUCCUCGCUGUCACGUAACUCACGUUGCUGCAUUUUUCUUUCUUUCUUGAUUUCAAUUUUUUGUCCGGUUGGGGUG
Messenger RNA from Suillus fuscotomentosus, 1090 nucleotides. Its product is annotated as metallophosphoesterase domain-containing protein 1. The record is from RefSeq and is a predicted model, not a curated record. Bases 1 to 786 code for a protein of 261 amino acids. The transcript is spliced from 3 exons. Lineage: Eukaryota; Fungi; Basidiomycota; Agaricomycetes; Boletales; Suillaceae.